Molecule: messenger RNA, 1040 nt
Organism: Daktulosphaira vitifoliae (grape phylloxera)
Lineage: Eukaryota; Metazoa; Arthropoda; Insecta; Hemiptera; Phylloxeridae
Product: NADH dehydrogenase [ubiquinone] 1 alpha subcomplex assembly factor 2
Exons: 1
Coding region: 292-726 (144 amino acids)
Biological process (GO): mitochondrial respiratory chain complex I assembly
Cellular component (GO): membrane
Source: RefSeq, a predicted model, not a curated record
UUUUCAAAAUAAUGAUUUAUUUUUAUCAAUUGUUAUUAACUUGUGUUAAGUAUUUUAGUGGAUUAAUCCGACAUGGCACCUAAGUUAAUAGAUAAAAGAGACACGGUUCAGGAUUAGAACCCGUGACCAAAGGUAUCGUCGAGACAAACAUUACCACUAGGCCACCGUACACUUUUGUUUCAGAAUCGGAUACACUUUCAUUUAAGUUGAUAACGUGAUAUGUGGCUGAGGUAAACACUUAUCAAAUCACUUUAUUGAUUUAGUAAAUUAAAAGUUUUAUGAAUAUUUAAAAUGCCUCCUAAAGAGAGGCGUUUGUGGAAAAUAGUAUUUAACAAUUUUUUAAAUUCUUUAAAGUCUAAACCAAUUGAAAGACCUAUAGGAGUUGAUGAACAGGGAAAUAAGUAUUUCGAAAUCCCAGCUGAUCCUAGAGGAGGUCGUCGUUUACCUAAAAGAUGGUUUGUACCAAUAAAUGAAGAAAUUGGCGUACCAACACCUGAAUGGUCACAAUGGUUAAGAGGACGACGAAUACAACCACCAACCAUUGAAGAAAUAGAACAUAAUAAAUUAAUAUGUGAAAUGAAAAAAGUCAAUGCUAAAAAUAUUGCAAAUAAAUUUAACCUUGCAAAUUCUACAGAAAACAACUCUACUAAUAACUCAAAAGGAUUUCCUGAUCUUUCAGACAAAUUUGAAAGGCAACCGGGACAUGAUUCUCAAAAAAGAAAUUAGGUCUAAUGUAUUUUAUUAAACUGAGGUAUGAAUUUAUAUUUAACAUUAAUGUCAUAUUAUUAUUUUAGUUAUGUUAAGUUAACCUUAUACAUAAAAUAAUAAAGUUAUUUAAUUGUAUUCUAGAUUAUACAAAUUAUUUUGUACACUUUAAUUUUCUAAAUUGAACUUUUUAGAUACAAUUGCAAUAAUUUAAAUUGAGUAACCCUGGAAAUUGACUUUUGUAAUGUAGUAAUAAUAAUUAGUAAUGUAAUUUAUUUUCUGUAUAUUAUAUUAAAAUGAUAGACUGUUAUAAAUGCAUAAUACUUGUCUUGGGU